Corvus hawaiiensis (hawaiian crow) is the source of this 1290-nucleotide messenger RNA. RefSeq names its product ovocalyxin-32-like. The record is from RefSeq and is a predicted model, not a curated record. Gene Ontology annotation, molecular function: metalloendopeptidase inhibitor activity. Bases 70 to 879 code for a protein of 269 amino acids. NCBI's taxonomy places the organism in Eukaryota, Metazoa, Chordata, Aves, Passeriformes, Corvidae. The transcript is spliced from 6 exons.
CGGGCCGGGCCCCGCUAUUUGUACCGGAGCGGGGUCGAGCUCGCCCCAGUGCCCGCCGCUGCCCGCACCAUGCCGGGGCUCCGCGCCUCACUGCCCGCCUUCCUCCUGCUCCUCGUCCUUCCCCGUGGCAGCCCCGCGGCGCCGGGCGCCGGGCAGGAGCUGGAGCCCGGCAGCCGCUCGGCCGCGGCGGCGGCGCGGGUGGCCCUGCAGUACCGCAACUUCCAGGCGGGAUCCCUCGGCGAGCUGAGGGCGCUCGGGCAGGUCCGCAAGGCUACGCUGAAGAACAUCCCAGAGUCUGGCCACAAGUAUUACCUGCAGUUCAGCACUGAGGACUACAGAACUGGGGAAGAUGCUGGGAGCUGCCUGGCUACAGUGCUGUAUCCAAAGAAAAAGUCUCCUCCUGUUGUCAGCAUCAAGUGCUCCCACACCAAAGACAAGAAGGAAAUCCAGGAAGAGGACAACAGACUUUACCAAAGGAUCAGGCACCAAACCAAACCAAUAACUGGAAACAACAUUCCAGACAGCUAUGGCAACAUUGAGCCUGCCCUGGAGCCAGUGUGGGCUCUGGCUGUGGCUGGCAGCAGCUCCAUCAUGUGGGAAAAGUCCACGGAGACCUUGGGAUACUUCCUGGCCCAAGUGAAGGCUGUGAAGCAGUGGAUGAGGAAAGAUGAUUUUAUUGAGUUUGACUACACUGUCCUACUGCAUGAAAUGCCAACCCAGGAAAUCAUUUCCUGUCACAUGCGCCUGACGUGGCUCCCCGGGCACCCUCUGAAGGUGAAACACUUCUGUGCUCCUGAGAGCCACGGCCUGGACGAGGGAUCUGGGGCAGAAUCUGGAUCAGCUGCUGAGGCUUCAGCUGAAAAGGGAGGAACUUCUUAAGUGAAAUCCUCGGUUUUGGAUGUGGAUCCAACGAGCUAAUCCUUGUGUUGACAGACCUGGAGCUGGGAUCAUCCUUCCAUGCAAGUCAGUGAAUGGGAAUGGUUUCACUGACCUGUUCUGUGCCAAAAUUAAUUCCUGUCACUUCUUCAACUGCAAGACUCCAGUUCUGCAGCUCUGCCUAAACCUCUGCUACUCCAUAUAUACACAGAUGAACACACCCCAGUUGAUUUGAUGCCACUAAUUAACUGUUACUCAAGAGUUUGUAAACAAAAUUAAUAUAUUUGGAUAAAAAUCGUGAGUAAAGUGUUAAUCUGUCACUAAGAAAUAUUUGCCUACUAAUUUUUUAUCACUUUUUUGGGUUUGAAUCAUGCUGAUUUUAAACUCACACCUCCAAUAAACCAAGUACCAUCA